AAACAUUGGCCUCAAUUCACCUCUAUCGGUUCGCCUCCUGUGACGUCACGUAUUGACGCAUUUCCCGUCGCAGUCAAACUUCCGGGAAGCCUUUCGGAGGAAGAGACCGAGGAACACACAGCAGAAUGCUGGCCACCAGAGCCCUUCGCCUUGUUGGCAAGCGUGCCAUUUCCACAUCUGUGAGCGUACGUGGAGGACAUGGUGUUGCUAAGGUAGAAGAGUACACCCUACCUGCUUACUUUGACACACGAGAGAACCCCCUCCCUGAUAUCUCCUAUGUUCAGACCUUAAAUCCAGAGCAGAAAUCCCUGAAGGAGAAGGAGAAGGGCUCCUGGGCUGCACUCUCUAACGACGAGAAGAUUGCAUUGUACCGCAUCAGCUUCAAAAAGAGCUUUGCUGAGAUGAACCAGGGAUCAGCUGAGUGGAAGUCUGUCAUUGCAGGGAUGUUCUUCUUGGUUGGCCUCACUGGCCUGGUUGUGCUCUGGCAGAGAAAGUAUGUGUAUGGACCAGUCCCACACACAUUCCAACCCGAGUACAAAGAGAAGGAGCUGCAGAGGAUGUUGGACAUGAGAGUCAACCCAGUGGAGGGCUUCUCUGCCAACUGGGACUACGAAAACAAGCAGUGGAAAAAGUAAUUUUCAGACCCACAGGACCAUUUCACAUACUUGAAAAGAAAGGCAGACCAACUCAAAGAUACAAGAAUUACCUUUAUUUCUGUAUUUAUCACUUAUCCACAUUACCUCAGUCUGUGCAUUUUGGAAGACCUCUUCCUCCUAAGGUCAUCGUGUAUUAUAGAAAUAAGAAUAAAAAUGGCUAAAUUAA
Molecule: messenger RNA, 822 nt
Organism: Notolabrus celidotus (New Zealand spotty)
Lineage: Eukaryota; Metazoa; Chordata; Actinopteri; Labriformes; Labridae
Gene: cox4i1
Product: cytochrome c oxidase subunit 4 isoform 1, mitochondrial
Exons: 5
Coding region: 126-635 (169 amino acids)
Biological process (GO): mitochondrial electron transport, cytochrome c to oxygen
Source: RefSeq, a predicted model, not a curated record